AAUUGAACUUGUGACUGCUGUCGUGGCUGUCGUCUUAUACCAUGGGGACUAGAAGUUAUGUGUUAUUUUAUGUGUUAGUUUAUGUAUUAAAUAGUGUUGUAAAUAAUAUUUAUGGAGCCCUUGUGCAUAGAAAAUUUGAAUACAAAUAUUCAUUUAAACCCCCGUACUUGGCUCAAAAAGACGGCAGUGUUCCGUUUUGGGAAUACGGCGGUAGUAAGUAAUAGCAACGUGUUUGGUACACAUGCCAUUGCUAGUGCAGAAAAUGUGAGAAUAGCACCUUCUUUAAGAAGUCAGAAAGGUGCUAUUUGGACAAAAAGUCCUACUAACUUCGACUGGUGGGAAGUAGAUAUGGUUUUCAGAAUUACUGGUAGAGGAAGAAUAGGAGCAGAUGGAUUAGCAUUUUGGUAUACGCAAAACAAAGGGUCCUAUGAGGGUGAUGUGUUUGGCUCCUCAGACAAAUGGGUCGGUCUGGGCAUUUUCUUUGACUCAUUUGAUAAUGAUAAUAAACAUAAUAAUCCUUACAUUUAUGCCAUGGUUAAUGAUGGAACUAAACAAUUUGACCAUCAAAAUGAUGGACUAACACAAUCAGCAGCUGGAUGUUUGAGGGAUUUCAGAAAUAAGCCUUUUCCUACUAGAGCUCGUAUCGAGUAUUAUCAAAAUACAUUAACGUUAUUAUUCCAUAAUGGCAUGACUAGCAAUGAUCAAGAUUAUGAAAUGUGUCUUCGUGUUGACAAUAUUGUACUUCCAAAGAAUGGUUACUUCGGCAUAUCAGCGGCUACUGGUGGACUUGCAGAUGAUCAUGAUGUCUUACACUUCCUUACUAACAGUCUUUGGCCCGUUGAUCAAGCACCUGUACAAUCGGCUAGUGAAGAACAACAAAGAUUAGCUCAGGAGUAUCAGGAAUAUCAAAACAAAUUAGAGCAACAGAAACAGGAUUAUCGUAAAGAACACCCAGAACAUCAGGGAAAGCAACCAGAAGAAUUGGAAGAUUGGUUUGAAUCAGAUAGUCAGCGAGAACUACGACAAAUUUUCCAGGGACAGUCGCAGAUUUAUGAUGUACUUCGAGAAUUGAAUCGCAAACUCGAUGAAAUGGUCGGUAGACAAGAACGAACCCUCAGUCUUAUCUCCAUGCAACAACAAGCUGCUGCAGUUGGCGGUCAAGCCCAACAAGCAGGCGGUCAACCAUCACAAGCUAUACCAACUGGUUAUAUUGAUACAAUACGAAGAGACGAGGUCACUACAUUGUUUAACAAUCAGAAUCAACUGGCAAAUUUAAUCAAAGACGUCAAGCAAUUAAUAGCCACAGUAUCAUCUCAGGCAGACAAAAUAAUAAUAAAUCAAUCGAAACAGCCUACAGCUCAAAUUCAGCCAAUGGGUUACGAUAUGCAAUCCCUAGUUGCUGAAAUGCGCGACGGUUUGAAUCACGUUAAACAAAACGUUGCACAAUUUGCAGCUCAGAGGCCUGGAGGAACGUGUCCGAGUUGCGUAUCUGUUACAACAUUACUUAUUAUUGCCGUUAUUCAAUUGGCGAUAUAUUUAGGCUAUUCAAUAUACAGGGACAACAAAGACAGUCAUUACAAGAAAUUCUAUUAAAAGAAAUUUAGGAAUCUAAUGAUUGUUUUUUAUUCGAAAUUAGUUACGAACUGACUGAAUUGUCUCAAUCUUCCUUCCAGUCUUUGUUUUUUUGUUUGUUAAUACAAAUGGGUGUGCGUUGAUUUUGCAAGCAAUUUAAAAUCAAUUUAAGUAUUAGCGUAAUUAUGGGGUAAAAAAUGACAAAUUUCCUAGUACGUAUUUUUUUAUAUGUUACAUAUAUUUCAACAUUCUAUAUACUUGAAUAAGCAUUGGUUGUGAAUAUUUUAUUUAUAAAAAGAAAAACAAAAAAUCUUUACAAUUAAAGUUUUUAAUUAAU
Messenger RNA from Agrilus planipennis (emerald ash borer), 1909 nucleotides. RefSeq names its product protein ERGIC-53. The record is from RefSeq and is a predicted model, not a curated record. Gene Ontology annotation, cellular component: endoplasmic reticulum membrane; Golgi membrane; COPII-coated ER to Golgi transport vesicle. The transcript is spliced from 9 exons. Gene Ontology annotation, biological process: endoplasmic reticulum organization; endoplasmic reticulum to Golgi vesicle-mediated transport; Golgi organization. Gene Ontology annotation, molecular function: D-mannose binding. Bases 112 to 1593 code for a protein of 493 amino acids. Lineage: Eukaryota; Metazoa; Arthropoda; Insecta; Coleoptera; Buprestidae.